Messenger RNA from Drosophila simulans, 822 nucleotides. RefSeq lists its product as uncharacterized. The record is from RefSeq and is a predicted model, not a curated record. NCBI's taxonomy places the organism in Eukaryota, Metazoa, Arthropoda, Insecta, Diptera, Drosophilidae. The coding region runs from base 29 to 787 and encodes 252 amino acids. The transcript is spliced from 3 exons.
GAGAAUCUACUGAAAGUCCUUGGGAAAAAUGAAGCGAACUCUCCUGAUUUUGGCCAUUGUUUUUUGUGGUUUAGCUGUUGUGAAGGCAUUAGAGUGCCAGGAGUGCCUAACGGAUAACGAUGUGUACUGUGUAGACCAAACUUCCUAUAGGAAUUGCAUCAAAAGUAAACCUUUUGGCAACGUGAUAAGCUGCCCCGCCGAUACGGUUUGCACAAACUCGAAAAAUGUUUGUGUGAAAAGUUCUGAAAUAUCAGAACCUGUAGUCGAUGUCUGUGGAACCUCCGGUGGAAACAAGUGUGCAUCGUGCACAGAUCAGAAAUAUGCUUGUGUUAGCAAAAAUCAAUUUGCGAGGUGUUCCGAAUCGGUUUUGGUCGAUUCCAACAUCUAUGACUGCGAUGCUGAUGAGAUUUGCAGUUCGGAAGCACUGGAAAAGUAUGAUAACAUAUGCACGCCUUCUUGUGUUCUCGAUUUUCUCAACUUGAGAGCUAGUUGCAGCAACAGUGAAUACACGACAACAACUACCGCAGCACCGACAACUGUCACACCCAGUACAGAGCAGAAAAAUGUUGCCUGUACUGAAGCUGAAAAAGAUCUUAAAAUACCUAAGGAAACCUGGUACUUCUUUACGAUCUAUAAGGAGGAUACUUCCUGUCACACUUAUCUUUACUGCCAAAGAAAUGAAACCACCACAUGGGACACCGUUUAUAUGUCCUGCCAACAACCCAAGCCAUAUUUCGAUUCUACGACCAGCCUUUGCGUAUCGACAAAACCAACUGGAUGCUCCUAAAUGGACUAAUCCUCUAUUUUCAGAACAUAUACCAC